Molecule: messenger RNA, 624 nt
Organism: Trichoplax adhaerens
Lineage: Eukaryota; Metazoa; Placozoa; Uniplacotomia; Trichoplacea; Trichoplacidae
Exons: 6
Coding region: 1-624 (207 amino acids)
Biological process (GO): cell migration; integrin-mediated signaling pathway; cell-matrix adhesion
Cellular component (GO): cell surface; focal adhesion; integrin complex
Molecular function (GO): integrin binding
Source: RefSeq, a predicted model, not a curated record
AUGCAUAAACUAGGUAUGCCAGCAAAUAUUAACAUUCAAGUUCGACCUGCACGAGAUUAUCCAGUCGAUCUGUAUAUAUUGAUGGACAUGUCUAGAUCGAUGUUGCCUCAUUUAGAGAGAUUGAAAACAAUUGCCACACAAUUGGGUAUUACAAUUCGAAAUUUGUCUUCCCAAAGUUCUUUUGGGUUUGGCACCUUUGUUGAUAAACCAGUUACACCCUUUGGUUUUGGCGCAAAACGAAGACAGUCAUAUCCCUGCUCAUUUAGUGAUUCUGCUAAUAACAUUCCUUGCGAUCCAACUUAUCUUUUUCGUAAUGGACGUCCAUUAACCACUGAUAUCAAGGAAUUCCAGCAAGGUAUCGAUCAACAAAACAUUUCUUCAAAUAGCGAUGCGCCAGAAGGUGGAUUAGAAGCUUUACUGCAAGUAUCUGUUUGUCCCCAGCACAUUGGAUGGAGACGGGGGGCUCGCCAUAUCGUCGUUUAUUGUACAGAUGGUUUCUUCCAUUAUGCCGGCGAUAGUAAGCUGGCAGGAAUCUUUCUUCCAAAUGACGGUGCGUGCCACAUAAAUUCCGAAAAUAAGUAUCAAGCUGCACUGGAUAUGGUAAUGAGAAGACAUAACUACUAA